Kockovaella imperatae is the source of this 941-nucleotide messenger RNA. RefSeq lists its product as hypothetical. Lineage: Eukaryota; Fungi; Basidiomycota; Tremellomycetes; Tremellales; Cuniculitremaceae. The transcript is spliced from 6 exons. Bases 172 to 702 code for a protein of 176 amino acids. The record is from RefSeq and is a predicted model, not a curated record.
CAACGCUUUUGGAUUCACAGAUCUCUCCCGUAUCAUUUGGCCACCUCGAGUCUGCUGUUGGGCAGUGACAGGCAUCAUUAUUCAUUAACACGCCUCGGCUGAAGCUCAGCUUUUGACUUGCUAGUCCUUGACUAUUCAAAGUCCGCCGAAGCGUUUCUAAGCACUCAAAUCAUGUCCGGUCAUCCUCCAUUACCCAACUGGUUGUACAACGAGGCGAAUCUAGUCACGCAUCAGCCCAGAGCUCGAGACCCUAUGCGCCCGUCAGUUGAAGCUACAGACUCUUCCUGCUCGACUCGUUCAUCCCGCUCUUUCCAGACCAUCCGCUUCAUGUUUGACCCACUUCGGCUGCGAGGAGGUUGCAGCGUCAACGGCAGUUGCGAUUGUCUUGAGGACCCAGUUGAGAAGGACAGGAAGAAAAUGCAGAUCCAUACACAACCACCGCACUGGCGACAAUCAGAUCUGGGCACUCGAUCCAUCGAGCUCGAUACCCGGAGUCGACGAACCUCUUUCUCAGUCCCUCAACAUCGCAUAGACCACAUCACUGAUCCUUUGAGUCGUGCACAGACUCAUCAGACGGAUCGGUCAGUCAACCUCGGUCUGAGACAGGCUCUCAAGGACGAUCCGGCAUUCGGAACGAUCGAUGCGACGGGUUUCCCACCUGGAUCCACUAGUCCUGCUACGGGCAGAGCGAGUCCAGUAUGAGGAUGUGUGUUCGCUUAGUAGGAGGGGUAUGACCCCUACAUAUCGACCACUGCUGAUGUGCAGUAUCGGCACAGCUCGAGACACCAUGCGAACAAGACUACUCCGAUAAGCCUCUGUUGAAGGGUUUUCUACCUGUGUCCUGACCUUCUCUCCAUUCUCCCUUCGUAACAUACGCUGUACCUGUUCAUUCUAGUUUCAUGGAUCCAGGUCUCAGUUUAUAAUGCUAUCGAUGCAGACUU